AUGGCUGAUUGGUUCGACAUGCAGAAAUAUGCAAAGUGGAACGAGGGAUAUAAAUACAUCUUACUGGUCAUCAAUACGUUCUCCAAGUACGUUUGGCUACGCCCAUUAAAAUCAAAGACGGGUGAUGUUGUAGCAGAUGCCUUCAAGGAUAUUCUGUUAAAAUCUGACCGAGUACCUAACAGACUAAUCACGGAUAAAGGUGAGUAUAUAAUCAAACGAGUUCCUGAUAAAGCUGUUAGAAACAUACUUGGAGAAGUGUUCCGAGUUUCAAAACGUUAUUACAGAGGAACUUUGCCUGUAUAUAGGCUGAAUGAUUUGCAGGAUGAUGAAAUUAAAGGAACAUUUUAUGAGAGUGAAUUGCAAAAAGUUGACUAUAACCCAGACCAAGCAUUUAAAAUAGAAAACAUUGUCAAAACUAGAGGCAAAGGACAAAAUAAACAAUACUUUGUUAACUGGAAGUAUUAUCCUAAAAAGUUCAACAGCUGGGUGGAAGCUAACGAACUGCAGUGA
Molecule: messenger RNA, 510 nt
Organism: Mercenaria mercenaria
Lineage: Eukaryota; Metazoa; Mollusca; Bivalvia; Venerida; Veneridae
Exons: 2
Coding region: 1-510 (169 amino acids)
Biological process (GO): DNA integration
Molecular function (GO): nucleic acid binding
Source: RefSeq, a predicted model, not a curated record